UAUAGUUCUAUUUUAUCUUCUAUAAAUUUUUGUGAUACGUAGCAUUAAUCUUCUUUCUAAUUUGUGUUUUCAUUUUUAUCUCUUUUCAGAAUCGCUAUGGAUCUUGACCGAAGCAUCCAUUCUGAGGAAGAAGAUGAUAUUCAAGAGGAUGAUAUUCAAGAGCCAUCAACUACUCCACUUUGGAAAUAUGUUACAAAAGUUCCUGUUGAAAAAGGAUCCAAAGGUGGAGGUGGAUCAGCAAAGUUUAUAUGCAACUUUGGCUGCCACGUUAAGCCUUACACUGGGUCUUAUUUGCGAGUUUGGGCACACUUGAUAGGCAUACCACCUGCACAGAAGAAACAAGGCAUGCAAGUGUGUGCAAAGCUGACACACGAUGAUAUUGAAUAGCUAAAGAAAGAGGAAUCAGAUGCUAAACGGAUGUUCAUAAAUUUUAAGGCCAGAAAAAAAACUCCCCAUUGAACAGUAGGUAUGUGAUCAAGCUACUGUCAAGGGAACAGUUGAUAACAUGUUCCAUAUUACUAGAAGAGAAGACGUUGAUCAGAAGAUUGCAAGCUGCCUUGAUCAAAACGGCGAACCCUUUAAUAUUGUGAGGUCUCCAUCGUGGGCAGACUUGGUUCAUGCAAUCAACACUGCACCUAAAGGGUACAAAUCCCCUAAUUAUGAAAAGGUCAGGACUUCCUUGUUGGACAAAGAACAAAUCAAGGUGCAGCAACCCCUCGCCCCUUUGAUGCAAGAUUGAAGCACACAUGGAGUAUCCAUUAUUUCUGAUGGCUGGUCUAAUUUAAGGAAUGAAGCCUUGGUUAACGUCAUGGCUAUCUCAGAUGGUAGAGCCAUUUUUAUUAGUUCGUAUGAAGUUUCUGCUGUGGAGAAAAACGCAGCAAAUAUUGCUAAGUUGCUCUUCAAAGCCAUUGAUUAUGUUGGCCCCUCAAAUGUCGUGCAAGUUGUAACAGAUAAUGCUGCGAAUUACAAGGCAGUAGGAGAAAUUAUUCAACGGAAACAUCCCCACGUAUUUUGGUCCUACUGCUUAGCUCACACUCUCUGAAUUUGCUGAUGAAAGAUAUAGCAAAGUCUAAAGAUCAGGCUUUGUCUUUUGUUGAUGAGACCUAUAAAAAAGGCAAAGCAGCGGUGAAGUACAUCAAAAACCACAGCUCUUCUCAGGCCCUAUUCAAGUCUUUCUCUCAGUUACAACUUCUUAAGGCAAAUAAGACAAGAUUUGGGCACCACUACAUUGUGAUGCAUUGAGUUGAGAAAGUGAGAUCAGCUUUGGUUUCUGUGGUUCUAAGCAGCCAAUGGGGAAACUAGAGAAGGAGUUCAUCAGCCCCGGAAGAGCAUGACAAUGUCCAAGAUACGAUAAUGAAUGAUGAUUUCUGGAGAAAAGCAAAGAGAAUCCUCCGAAUCACAAAGCCAAUUUACAAAAUGCUAAGGUUUUCAGACACAAACAAGGCUAUUAUUGGUAAAGUUUAUGAACAAAUGGAUACUAUGUUGGGGCAAAUCAAGGAUAUUCUUUCAAAUGAUCCAGUGGUUUAUAACUUGAUUCAUACUCUAGUGGUGGCAAGAUGGGACAUGAUGAAAAUUCCCUUGCAUUGCCUAGCAUAUGUUUUGGUUCCAAGAUACUACACAAAUACUUGGCUUUUAAAGCCUGCUCCAGGUGGUGGGAGGAGGAAAAAACCUCAUAUCGAUUAUGAGGUUCAAAGGGGUUAUCUCGAAGCGAUUGAGAAAAUCAUCCAGGAUCCUAUUGAAGCUGGUUUGAUUAGGCAACAAAUAAGUGAUUUUGUGAGUAACAAAGGUGUUUUUGCGCAACCACAAGUGGUGCACAAUAGAGCAACCAUGACUACACUAUCAUGGUGGCAUUUAUACGGCGGGGUAGCACCUGCAUUGCUCUCCCUAGCUCUCAAAGUCUUGUCUCAAAGUGUAAACACUUCGUGUGCUAAAAGGUGCUGGAGUACGCACUCUUACAUUCACAGCAUCAAGAGGAAUAGGUUGAACAAUGAGAGAGCUAAAAAAUUGGUACCUGUGCACUACAAUCAAAGGUUGUUGUCAAAGUAUAGAAAUGAUUAUGAAAAGUUUAAGAACUGGGAUGUGCUUGGUCAUGAUGCCAAUAUUGAGAAGGAUCUCUUGACAAUGGAAGCAAGAGAAAACGUAUCGCUUUCUGAAAGUGAAGAUGAAGCUGUCCCCGGUAACAACUCCAUUCCUACACCAUCACCAACUUCUGCAAUGUCUUCAUCGUGUCCAUCUCCAAGCCUCACAAGUCCUUCGCCUGAGCAAACAGUAGCACAAAGGCGACUUGAAAGAGCGCGUGGCAAAAAGCAAAAGAAAUUAGGAUUCUACUGAUGACAAAUGAGAUCAGAGUGUGCCUUUUGGUGGGUCAGUGUCAGUUUUUGUGGAACAGUUCUCUUGUCUUUUGUUUUUUCUUUCGUUGGGUCAGUUGUUAUUUUACUAUUUUUUCUUUUGUUGGAUUAGUUUUCAUAUGCUCUCUUUUGGCUUCCCUUUGAGGAUUGAACUAUGAUUUGGCUAGAUUUAAUCCUUGUAUGAGCAUUAUGUUUGCAAUGGGAAUUCUCAGAUUUAAAGUUUUCUAAGUUGACCACAAUAUUCAAUUUUUUAUUAUAUACUCAUGUUUUAAUAUAUAUAAAAAUAUAUAUAGCCGCUCCCAAACUAAGGAGCUUCUAAGCACCUCCG
Molecule: messenger RNA, 2676 nt
Organism: Rhododendron vialii
Lineage: Eukaryota; Viridiplantae; Streptophyta; Magnoliopsida; Ericales; Ericaceae
Exons: 2
Coding region: 1354-2331 (325 amino acids)
Molecular function (GO): protein dimerization activity
Source: RefSeq, a predicted model, not a curated record